Messenger RNA from Vanderwaltozyma polyspora DSM 70294, 1011 nucleotides. RefSeq names its product aspartyl protease BAR1 (gene BAR1). The record is from RefSeq and is a predicted model, not a curated record. The transcript has a single exon. Gene Ontology annotation, biological process: proteolysis. The coding region runs from base 1 to 1011 and encodes 336 amino acids. Gene Ontology annotation, molecular function: aspartic-type endopeptidase activity. Lineage: Eukaryota; Fungi; Ascomycota; Saccharomycetes; Saccharomycetales; Saccharomycetaceae.
AUGUUCAAUAGAUUGUCAAAAAUAUAUACUUUGAUUUUAAUACUUGCAUUUCUUCACAGAUUGGCAAUUUCCAUUCCAAUUAUAUCUUCUGAAAAUAAUUUUCGUAGCAGUAAUAACAAUGUUCAUUAUUCAAGAUCUUAUGAUAAUCAUAACUAUUUGGAACUAGAUAUUCAAUAUCAUUACGGUCAGUUUUAUUCUACAUUAUUAAGUUUCGGAAAUCCUGUACAAAAUGUGACAGUAUUAGUCGACACUGGUUCAUCUGACUUAUGGGUCUCAAGUCCAAAUAAUAUUUAUUGCUACGAAGAUGGAAAAAAUACCAACAUAAACCAUUCUAUCAAUUGUACAAAAUUUGGCACUUAUACAAGGGAUAAGUCAUCCACAUCUAAUAAAUUGGAUCAUAGACUUUUCAUACAAUACGGGGAUGGUUCAUUUGCAGAUGGCGAGUGGAUAACAGAUACUCUUACAAUAGGACCAUAUGAUUUACAGAGUGUUCAGUUUGGUAUAUCUAAUAAUGCUUCCACAAUAAUAAGUGGAGUUCUUGGUCUGGGAUUUUUAAGAACAGAAUCUAUUGAUGGCUAUGAUGGGUCACCAAACAAACUUUAUUAUAAUUUACCGGCAUAUCUAAAGGAUCAAGAAAUAACUAACACCAAUGCAUUUUCAUUGUUUUUAAAUAACUCAAAUGAUGCAUCUGGAACAGUGUUGUUUGGUGGUAUUGAUUACUCGAAAUUUUCUGGUGAUCUAGUGACAUUCCCAUUGGUAAAUAUUUAUCCCAAGUUAAUUAACGAACCUUGUACAUUUACGAUAACUUUACAACAAUUAUAUGGUAAGAUUAAUGGUGGAAAAAGUAUUGGUUUAAUCAAGGAAAAGGUACCAGCUCUGUUAGAUUCUGGUAGCAGUUUAAUUUCCAUGCCUAUCGAAAUUACAGACGAAAUUGCAUUAAUGGUUAAUUCGACCUUAGACACUAUGACCUCAUUGCAUAAUAUUAAUUGUUCUGCAUUUGGAAGACAGUAA